AUGGGGGAUGUUUGCUUGCUCGCACGUUUUGAUCUCGUCACUGGCUACAGUGUCGAGUACAUGCAUUGCGUGCUGCAGGGAGUGGCAAAGCAGGUGGCUGAACUGCUUUUCUCCUCGUCAAACUCAAACCAGCAUUUCUACAUAGGAACUGCGGCCACUUUGGCGAGGGUCAACGCUAGGCUUCUCUGCAUAAAGCCUCCGCAUUGCAUCACCAGGCUUCCUCGGUCAUUGUGUGAGCGGAGCUACUGGAAAGCAUCGGAGUGGCGCCACUGGCUGCUCUUCUACAUGCUCCCCUGCCGGCAGGGCAUCCUUCCAGUAGACUACUGGAAGCUGCUUGCAAAGCUCUGUGAGGCUGUCCACAUCCUUUUGAGGGACAGUAUCGCUCUUCAUGAGAUCCAACAGGCAGAGCUGCUGCUCGAGACCUUCGUUGGCCGCAGCAAGACACUGUUUGGCGUGACCUCUGCCACAUUUAAUGUGCACCAGUUGCUACACCUAUGCAACUGUGUCCGUCAGCUCGGCCCACUCUGGGCCCACUCUGCCUUCGCUUUCGAAGGGGGGAAUGGCAGGAUUGUGAAGCUCGUGUCAGCCGCGCGAGGACUCCCUGACCAGAUUUUGGAGCGGGUCGUGAUGGCUCAACAGGUUGAGUGUCUCCUGGCAACAGCGAAGUUGCCCGACAGGGAACAGGAUGUGUGCACGAGUGCUGCCUACACUAGGCCAGAAAAAAGCAACACCACGGUCGUCUCCACACAAGAUGGGGAGUACUACAAGAUUGAAAAAAUCAUCCUGUUGUCACUUCCCGCCCAGACAUGUGUCCUCCGCUGCCGUCCAAUUGUCCUGAUGGAGGAAUCAUGCAUGCCACCGCACAUCAAGGAAUGUUUUCUUUCAGAAAGCGAGGCCCUGACCGUCCUACAGCCCAGUAGUAUCAAGGACAGCUGCCUGUAUAUAGACUUUGUCAGUGAAAACAAGUCAUUUGUGUGUGAUCUACCAAACAGCAUUGAGAGGGAUUAG
Messenger RNA from Ixodes scapularis (black-legged tick), 1008 nucleotides. RefSeq lists its product as uncharacterized. The transcript is spliced from 4 exons. Bases 1 to 1008 code for a protein of 335 amino acids. NCBI's taxonomy places the organism in Eukaryota, Metazoa, Arthropoda, Arachnida, Ixodida, Ixodidae. The record is from RefSeq and is a predicted model, not a curated record.